Cyphomyrmex costatus is the source of this 2341-nucleotide messenger RNA. Its product is annotated as peptide transporter family 2. Gene Ontology annotation, biological process: oligopeptide transport; transmembrane transport. The record is from RefSeq and is a predicted model, not a curated record. NCBI's taxonomy places the organism in Eukaryota, Metazoa, Arthropoda, Insecta, Hymenoptera, Formicidae. Bases 21 to 2126 code for a protein of 701 amino acids. Gene Ontology annotation, molecular function: transmembrane transporter activity. Gene Ontology annotation, cellular component: membrane. The transcript is spliced from 9 exons.
AUUACGUAUAUGUGAAUAAAAUGCCUCAUGUGCGUCAGAAAGUGAAGUAUCCUAAAUCGGUGUUCUUCAUUAUCAGCAAUGAAUUCUGCGAGAGAUUUUCUUAUUAUGGAAUGCGCACCGUUCUGUCACUGUAUUUAUAUAACAUGUUGAAAUACAGUGAAAGCACAUCUACAAUAAUCUAUCAUAUCUUCAGCGCUUUCGUCUAUUUUUUUCCACUGCUCGGUGCGAUCAUAUCUGAUUCAUGGCUUGGAAAGUUCAAUACUAUUCUUUAUUUGAGUAUUGUAUAUUCACUUGGACAAGUGAUUCUAUCUUUGAGUGCGGCAACUCCCAUCGGAUUACCCGCACAAGAAUUUUCUAUAUUAGGUUUAUUCCUAAUAGCGCUUGGUACAGGCGGGAUAAAACCAUGUGUUUCGGCUUUCGGAGGCGAUCAGUUUGUAUUGCCUCAACAAGAAAAGCAGUUGGCAAUGUUCUUUUCUUUUUUCUACUUCGCCAUUAACACAGGCUCUCUAAUCUCAACUUUACUAACUCCGGUGAUUCGUGAAACGAAGUGCUUUGGCGCCGAUUGUUUCUUCGUAGCAUUUUUGGUACCAGCAGUUCUGAUGAUUACAUCAAUUUUUGUAUUCGUCUUGGGGAAAAGAAUGUACAAAAUAGUCAAUCCUACGGGCAAUCUCAUCGUUAAAGUUACCAAAUGCGUUUGCCAUGCAAUCGGCAAUAAAAUUAAAGACAAAGGAGAAAAACGCGAUCACUGGCUCGAUCAUGCCGAUGAUGUUUAUGACAACAAACUGAUCGAAGACAUUAAAAUCGCACUAGGGGUCUUGAAAUUGUACAUACCACUGCCAAUAUUCUGGGCGCUUUACGAUCAGCAAGGCUCUCAAUGGACUUUCCAAGCAACACGAAUGGAUGGUCAAAUAGGCAGUUUUGUACUAUUGCCUGAUCAGUUACAAGCCGUCAAUCCGUUGUUGAUCAUCAUUUUUAUACCAAUCUUCGAAACUUGUAUUUAUCCAAUUUUUACCAAAAUACAUUUCAUUGAUACACCCUUGAAGAAGCUCGUUACCGGCGGUCUCUUAGCCAGCGUUGCUUUUGUCGCAGCCGGUAUUGUCGAAAUAAAUAUCGAGAAAACAUAUCCGAAGUUACCGACAAACGGAUUCGCUCAAAUCCGAAUCUUUAAUACAAUGGAUUGUGGAGUGAGUGUAAAUUUGGAUCAAAAUCCAAUUAGUAUAAGCUCACUAAACAUGUCAGAAGUUUUAGAAUUAAAAGCAAACGGAUCUGUUAAAAUACCUUACACAGCAGAUUUCACAGAGUGCUAUGAAAAGGGUUACACUAAAUUGAAAAAUUACCAAGGAGAAACGACUGCCAAGGAGGCCGUUGCAACAUCUUGGGUUAUAACACCCUCGGGAUUACAAGAUAACUAUGAAGACAUGGUGAGCAAACCGGAGAAUGGUAAGCCAAUGAUCCGCAGUCUCAUCUAUCUUGAGUCUGGAUUAAGUAACACUACAUUGAAGUUGCUCAGUAAGGACAAGACGGAAGUAGUAUCAAUUCCAGUAUCGAUCAGUAGUUUAAAUUCCAUACACUCGAAGUUAGUAGAAAUUCAGGAUCCAAGCGAAUAUGACGUCUACUUAAACGGAACACUGCUGGACGAGAAUGUGCCUUUCAAAUCCGGUGGAGUGUACGCCGUGAUAGGUUCCAACCUUAUGUAUAAUAAUCAACCGAAGAUCAGCGGCAAAACAGUCAUAGUCACGCCACCCAAUUCGCUGCACAUGGCUUGGAUGUUGCCGCAAUAUAUCAUCCUCACAAUGGGCGAGGUGAUGUUCGCUGUAACGGGUCUGCAGUUUGCUUUUACUCAAGCUCCAGUAUCCAUGAAGUCUCUAUUACAAGCCGGUUGGUUACUGACCGUGGCAUUCGGCAAUAUCAUUGUAGUUAUCAUAAAGGGCGCACAUCCCUUUGAGAGGCUAGUGUACGAGAUUUUUCUAUAUGCCGGUUUGAUGGCAGUAGUCAUGAUAAUAUUCGGUGUGAUGACUAUAUUCUACAAAUAUGUGGAUAUAUCAGAGGAAGAAGAUAAUGCAAUACCCUUGAAUGAAAAGAGUGGGAAUGUCAAUUUGGCCUACAAAGAGGAUGAAAAACGAUGAGCGAUGACUAAGUGAGAAAUUAUAAUUUUCAUGUUCCCUUAUUUGAAGAAUAAGAAUACUUGCCACAGAUAUAAAGGAUUUCUCUCACAUCGAGGAUCCGUUUAUUUCUAUUGAACAUCUGUUAUUCUCGAGAGUGGAUAUGACAAGAGAUAUAGGAUUUUUUUUCUUAAUACACAAUCUCACUCUCAGUCUUUCUUUUUUCGUAAAAAUAAUUG